Molecule: messenger RNA, 1420 nt
Organism: Carassius auratus (goldfish)
Lineage: Eukaryota; Metazoa; Chordata; Actinopteri; Cypriniformes; Cyprinidae
Product: protein FAM3C-like
Exons: 11
Coding region: 426-1091 (221 amino acids)
Source: RefSeq, a predicted model, not a curated record
UUGGACAGAAUAUGGUGCAAAUACAAUGCACUGUCUUUGCACUGUCAUUAGUCAGCCUAGCCGUCUAAAGUCAAGGGCAAUUUCAAUACAUGAGAUCAGCAAGGACAACGCUGAACACAUUUUUAAAGAUAUUGAUCCAAUGAUGCAUUGCUAAAUGUGAUGUGUUGAAAAAACUUUAUUUCUUCAAAGUGGAUGUACAGCUGGCGUGAGGAGAACAGAGCCUAACAAUUCAGUCAUGAUAUACAUGCGAAGAGUUGGUCCCCUUGUGCUACAUAACAGACAGAGAGGCAAAAGUAUAUGUUCCUGUCUGCUUAAACUGGUUGAACUGGUUUUGUCACAUGGUAGCUGUAUUAUUACUGCUCCAAAGGUGAUCUACAAGAUCUAACCAUCUCAGGUUGAUCUCAGGAAAAUUGAGAUUCGUUUUCAUGGUGGCUGCCCUCAUAAUAUCGGUAUGCCUUGUCCUCAAACUCCUGCUGGAUCCUGAACUAACAUUAUCAGAUUUAGUAGAAAGGUCAUUGGGGGGAGCAGCUUCUGACCAGUUGAAACCUGAUAAUCAUAAAGAUGAUGGUCCUAAAGGCAAAUGUGGCCUUCCAAAACCAUGUCCUGAAAAUAAUUAUACCUUUAAGAUGUACAGCGGCGCAACGAGCAUCAUUGGACCACGAAUAUGCUUUGAGGGGAAAAUGAUAAUAGAAAAAGAAACACUAGGAAAUCGACAAGGAAUUAAUAUUGCUGUUAUCAAUGAAAAAACGGGUGAACACAUUAAAACUGGCAUCUUCAAUAUGUGGAACGGAAAGGUUGAGGAGCUGAUAGAGUUUCUGAAGUCAAUCGAGGAUGGUUCUCUUGUGCUGAUUGCCACUUUUGAUGAUCCAGCCACAAAACUUAAUGAUGAAGCAAGGACACUCUUUGCAGAGCUUGGCAGUUCAUAUAUUUCCCAGCUGAAAUUCAGAGAUAACUGGGUCUUUGUGGGAGGAAAGAAAACCAAAACCAAUAUCUCUUUUGAGCAGCACAUAAAGAAUGACAGGGAAACCAAUAAGUACGAAGGCUGGCCAGAAAUUAUUGAGAUGGAAGGUUGCAUACCUCGAAUAGACUGAAUUUUCCUACGGCGCAAUUUGUUCUGCUAAAUAAUGCCUUUUAAAUCAGGCACCAAGCUGAGCCACAAUUCAUUUCUAAUGAGUUACAUGAUACUUUGGACUGUCUUGAAUAUAGAGUCAUUCAUUUUUGGCCAGAGGUUAUCCUGGGCUUUUAUAAUAUUAUAUACUAUAUAAAAACAUUUUUUUUAUAUUGUUAUAUAGUAAAUAUAUUUGGUUAUUUUUAUUUUAUUUUUUUUUUGUCUGGGUAUUUUUAUCAUUGUAAGUGUUAAAAAUGUUAAUUAACGUUGAUAUUUGUAUGUUCUAUUUGUGAUAUUAAAUGGUUGUUUGGA